Letharia columbiana is the source of this 450-nucleotide messenger RNA. RefSeq lists its product as uncharacterized. The transcript has a single exon. The record is from RefSeq and is a predicted model, not a curated record. Bases 1 to 450 code for a protein of 149 amino acids. Lineage: Eukaryota; Fungi; Ascomycota; Lecanoromycetes; Lecanorales; Parmeliaceae.
AUGCUGAUUGUUCGAACUGCAAAGCGGAUGGAUUGUUUUGUUCGGGCAUCUUCCCGACCGAUGAGCAACGUUGCUCCCGUUGUUCUUGGGUUGUUGGGGGCGAUCUGGCCCGUCACGGGAGAUUCUGCGAGGGAAAAUGUAAGCUUUGUGAUGAAGAGGGCAUGCCUUGUGAGACUUUUGAGGCCGGCGAGUGUGAUUGGUGUAGGUUCCAAGGUAAGAGAUGCACUGGUCGCACCACCCAUUCAGAAUUGGUGGAUCCUUCAAGAAGGGCCAGACCCUGCCCACAUUGUGGCCAGUCUCACAGCUCCGCCGCAAACCUUUUGGAUCACCUCAAGAGAUGCAAAGGAAGGUUAUGAUUGGGAGCGACAAGAGUCUUCCUACGAACAAGCCAGAUCCUUGCUUCAUGCAUCGUCUUCCAACUCACCGAGGAGGCUCUUUCAUGGUCGCUAG